Stylonychia lemnae is the source of this 1092-nucleotide messenger RNA. The record is from the annotation of a GenBank genome assembly. NCBI's taxonomy places the organism in Eukaryota, Ciliophora, Spirotrichea, Sporadotrichida, Oxytrichidae.
AUGAGUGCGGUUAUUUAAAAUGAUUUAAAAGAGCCUCUAUUACCAAAAGAGGAAAAUCAAUCAGCGAUAUAAUAAAGCGAUUCUAAAAAUACCAGUAGAAUAGCCAGAUUUUUUGGGAAAUACUAUCUAUACACAGGUAUAAUUGUUGCUUUAUGCUACGGAUCGCAUAACUUUUUUAUGUAUGUCAGUGUUGGUCAAGCCCUUGAACUAAGAAUGGUUUUCCUGAUUUAGAUUGCUAACCUUAUUUUCUAUUUCAUGUAUCACUCCCUAGCCGCCAUUGAGAGUAAGCGAAAGUAUGGAUCCUAUUGGUCAAAAUCUAGAUCGGCAUACUUCAAAGAUGACGGAAGCUUGAACGGAUUUGUGCUAUUUAUCGUCAUUAUAAGAUCUUUAUUGCAGUAUGUUGUUCAAUAUGUCUUAUAUUACAUUUUGGAAACAUCUGUUAGAUCAGGAGUUAGUAAUUCUAUUGUUCUUUCAAUAUAUGGCACCACCACCAUCCUUUCUGCAAUCGCAUUUUACUUUCUGUUCAAUGAAAAAUUAGGAGUGAGACAUAUUAUUGGGAUUGCUGCUGUAACACUGAGUAUUAUUCUCAUAGCAAAUGGAAGAUAUGAAGUGGAGGGUAAUUCAAUAUCCCAAAAUGCAGGUAUUAAUGAAGCAGAUAGAUUGAGUGUCCUCAUACCAGUUGCGCUAUCAUUGGUUAAUUGCUGUAUUUUUGUCAUCAAUACUCUGAUCACAAGAGUAAUUAAAGUAUCAAGACUAUCGAUAUUUUAGUAUGCUUCUGAUACUCAAUUUUUAAACUCACUAAUAUUUUCUCUGCAGGCAUUGUUUUAAUAAUUAUACGGUGAACAAUACACUUUGUACGAAUUUACUAUGGUUUUCCUAAGUUCAUUAUUCCAAGUGUUUGGAUAAAUUUUAUUUUCAGGUUCAGCUGCCUACGGUAAAGGUAGUCUAAUUUAGGCUAUGAUUAUGAUUUAAUCUCCAUUCUAAUUGCUUUUGGAGAUAAUAUUUUUACAGCUAUACCCAGCAUUAAUGGGAGUUCUUGGAAUGAUAGUGUGUCUGUUAGGGACACUCUUCAUUAUCUUAACAAAGAAAUGA